AUGGCUUAUAACAAUAGCCUUCUCCUCAUUGUGACACUCUCCUCUCUCCUCCUUUCAGGCCAUGCCUAUCGAUACACAGGAAUGUCAAUCUGGUUCACUAAUCCAGCCCCGGCCCCGGCCCCCGGCCCGGUCACCGCUGAACCCACCGAUCCAGUUAACGACUUCUUCAGCGGCUUGAACGACAACCUCAACCUCGACCUUGGCCUCAACCUUGAAGGUGAUGCAAAAUCCAAGGCCCAGCAGAUCGCGGAUUUCUGCAAUGGCAUCCAGAACCCUGAUUUCUGUGCCGAAACCAUUGCACCAUUCGUGAAGGGGAAAUUCGAUCCAAUCAAGGCCCUUGAAACUCAGAUGAACGCCGCCCUCAACCAUUCGUUGGAGGUUGUGGCGGAAAUCGCGAAAUCACUGAAGGACCACGCCACCCCAAAGAAGGCAAUGGCUGCUCUGUCCAUCUGCAAGGAGUGCUACGACAAUGCAGUAGAUGCCAUCAAUGAAUCUCUUGAGCUGGUGAACCAGGACAACGCGAUGAUGCUUUCGUUGAAUCUCCAGGAGCCAUCAACCCUAUUUCUAAAGAGGCUAUUAAUGCUGCUAGUCAAUUUAUUUCAAAGUCCUUGGUGA
Messenger RNA from Arachis duranensis, 615 nucleotides. RefSeq lists its product as uncharacterized. The transcript has a single exon. NCBI's taxonomy places the organism in Eukaryota, Viridiplantae, Streptophyta, Magnoliopsida, Fabales, Fabaceae. The record is from RefSeq and is a predicted model, not a curated record. Gene Ontology annotation, molecular function: enzyme inhibitor activity. Bases 1 to 615 code for a protein of 204 amino acids.